This is a messenger RNA of Lepus europaeus (European hare), 3213 nucleotides long. Its product is annotated as UDP-glucuronosyltransferase 2C1. The transcript is spliced from 6 exons. The record is from RefSeq and is a predicted model, not a curated record. Gene Ontology annotation, molecular function: UDP-glycosyltransferase activity. The coding region runs from base 50 to 1639 and encodes 529 amino acids. NCBI's taxonomy places the organism in Eukaryota, Metazoa, Chordata, Mammalia, Lagomorpha, Leporidae.
CACACUUGGUUUACACCUGGGGUGUAUUUGGGUAGAGCAAGAGUUGGCCAUGAAGGCUGUGAAAGGCUUCUGUGUUCUUUUCACGCUGCUCCUGUGUGUCGUUGACUCUGGAAGGACUGGGAAAAUACUUGUAUGGCCCAUGGAUUUUAGCCACUGGAUUAAUUUAAAAGUUAUCCUGGAAGAACUCCAUCUUCGUGGGCAUGAGAUAACUGUGCUGGUGCCUUCGCCGAGUCUUCUGCUCGAUCAUACUAAGAUUCCCUUUAAUGUGGAAGUCCUCCAGCUUCAGGUAACCAAAGAAACCCUCAUGGAAGAGCUCAACACUGUUCUCUACAUGUCUUCUUUUGAAUUGCCAACACUUUCCUGGUGGAAGGUGCCAGGAAAAAUGACAGAAAUGGGCAAGCAAUUUUCAAAGAACCUCAGAAGAGUGUGCGACAGUGCUGUAAUGAACAAGGAGUUGCUGGACAGGCUUAAGGCAGCUAAGUUUGAUGUCUGUUUGGCUGACCCUUUAGCCUUUUGUGGAGAGUUGGUGGCCGAGCUCCUCAAUAUUCCAUUUAUAUAUUCUUUCCGGUUUUCUAUUGGAAACACCAUAGAGAGAAUCUGUGCUGGGCUUCCCACCCCUUCUUCAUACGUUCCUGGGAGCACAUCAGGACUGACAGACAGCAUGUCUUUUGUACAGAGACUGAAAAACUGGUUAUUCUAUCUAAUGAACGAUAUGAUGUUUUCACAAUUUUUAUUUUCAGAAUGGGAUGAGUAUUACAGCAAGGUUUUAGGGAGACGUACCACAAUAUGUGAGAUUAUGGGGAAAGCUGAAAUGUGGUUGAUACGAAGUUACUGGGAUUUUGAAUUUCCACGCCCUUAUUUACCUAAUUUUGAAUAUGUUGGAGGACUACACUGCAAACCUGCAAAGCCCCUGCCUGAGGAAUUGGAAGAGUUUGUACAAAGCUCUGGAAAUGAUGGAGUAGUCGUAUUUACUCUGGGUUCAAUGAUCCAAAACCUCACAGAAGAAAAGUCGAAUCUGAUUGCAUCAGCUCUUGCCCAGAUUCCACAGAAGGUUCUGUGGAGAUACACAGGAAAGAAACCAGCUACAUUAGGACCCAACACCAGGCUCUUUGAAUGGAUUCCACAGAAUGAUCUUCUUGGUCACCCCAAAACCAGAGCUUUUAUCACUCAUGGUGGAACAAAUGGGCUCUAUGAAGCGAUUUACCAUGGGGUUCCCAUGGUGGGGAUUCCCUUGUUUGGUGAUCAACCUGAUAAUAUUGCUCGUGUUAAGGCCAAAGGGGCAGCGGUUGAUGUGGACUUGAGAAUUAUGACAACUUCAAGUUUGCUUAAAGCAUUGAAGGAAGUUAUUAAUAAUCCUUCCUAUAAAGAGAAUGUCAUGAAGUUAUCAAGGAUUCACCACGAUCAGCCCCUGAAGCCCCUGGAUCGAGCAGUCUUCUGGAUUGAGUUUGUCAUGCGCCACAAAGGGGCCAAGCACCUUCGGGUUGCAGUCCACGACCUCACCUGGUUCCAGUACUACUCCCUGGAUGUGCUUGCAUUCUUGCUGACCUGUGUGGCAACCAUUAUUUUCCUAGCCACAAAAUGUUGCUUGUUUUUUUGCAGGAGGUUUGGUAAGACAGGAAACAAGAGAAAGAGAAAGUAGUGCUUUCUAGACAGUUUGGCUGGAAAUCAGUAUAGAUCAGUGAGAUGAGUAACAGUCAUGGAUUCAACAGAUUGUUCCUUUUCUCUCAUGUAUUCUAGGACAUUCAUCAGUUUUUCAGAUCAGGGAGCAAAGAAUCACCCAGAAAGUUUGUGCUUGUCUUAGAAACGUAUAAUGGUUGUGUCUCAAUGUAUUUCCGUACUUUGUUGUUUCAGAAAAUCAGUUACGUUUGACUAGUUACUGUGAUUCAAGGUAUGCUAGGGAAAAGUAUAUGACUAAAAUGUAAUAUCUAUAUUUUUGAAACAAGUUUAAAAAUAUUUUAAAUUUGUCUGACAUAAUUUUUCUUCUAGUUGUAUAUGAAAAAGAGAUUUAAAUAUUUACUGAAAUAUACAUAGUUUGGGGAAAAAUGCAUUCUGUAGAAAUGCUAUUAGCAUUUGAAUUUAUUAACAAGCCUUAGCUAGAACUCUGCAUGAACAUGAAGACACUAGUUGAAUUUUAAGAGAAGAAAGGAUAUCUUUCUUUCAUUGUCUUAGAAAGACUUUCCCCCAAUUCUUUGUUCUUGAAGUCAGAGAAUUAUUACUGGGAUAGUGUUAAUGGAAUUAAAUUUUCACUAAAUUAUUGUCCAAUAUUUGUCAUUCAUAAGCUAAGCUAUGUAAACUUAAAAUUUAGCUUUAUCUUAGUACAAUAUAUUAACAUUUGUGUGAUUAUUUUUGUAAGGUAAUGAUAACACAAAUAAGAGAACAUUAAGCAAUUUACUUGUAAUUGAGAAUACAUUAUAAAGAAAUUUAAAGUCAUAAUUCAUAAGAUGCUGAAUUAUAAGUGGUAAUGAGAUUUUUUUCUCCUGUAACAGACUUUUAAAUCAUAGUUUAAUUUUUGACCAUUUAAGUCAAACUCAACCCAUCUCCUUACUUUUUCUUUUGUAAAAUGACAUAACAAAGAAGAGUUUACAUUCACUCACAUUUGGAUAACUUGUUUGCUUUUUCUAAGUUUAUUAAAAAAAACUACAUUGAUACAAUAUUGAGUACAUUCUAAUAGAUCUUAUAAGCACCGACAUAUUUAAAAAGAACAAGUAUCUACCUAUUCAAUCAUAAUUGCAAUAAUAAAUUAAUCAUAUUAACAUUUCAGUGAUAAUUGUAAAUAUACAGAGGCAAAAGAUUGUAACCUUUUUCCAAUUUAAAUUGAAUAUAAAUGCAUUUUCGCAAGUUUAAUGACCUCUGUCUUUCUUAGUUAAAAUGACAUUAAAUAAAAUUUUUAAAAUGUAGGAGAAAAAAUGCUUUAUUUCUAAUGUUACAACUAAUAUCUGACUAUAAAAUGAAAAGCUGAUCAAUCUUCUUUAUUGUCACUUAAUUGACAAUGCCAAUCGGCACAUCACAACAGUGAGUUUAUGUUCAUGUGACAAUGUAUGCAAAAAAUUUUGUUCCAUAUGCUAUGAAUAAAUAUAAUUAUUAUCAUCGUGUGUCUUGAAAUUUUAAAAUGGCCAGUAUUUGCUUGAUGAUUGGCUUCCUUAUGGGCAUGUAUUCGAUUCAUUUCUGUUAUGUUUAUGAAAAAUAAAGUUUGAUCUGCAGGCUUAAAUCUAA